Tarenaya hassleriana is the source of this 2286-nucleotide messenger RNA. RefSeq lists its product as uncharacterized. The transcript has 2 exons. Gene Ontology annotation, biological process: regulation of defense response to fungus. Lineage: Eukaryota; Viridiplantae; Streptophyta; Magnoliopsida; Brassicales; Cleomaceae. The coding region runs from base 572 to 2263 and encodes 563 amino acids. The record is from RefSeq and is a predicted model, not a curated record.
UUAGAUCACAUCGUUCACAUCAUAUUGUCUAAUCAUUGCCAACAAAAAAAGAUUUUACCACCAAAUAGGCAAAUAAUAUAAAUAAAUAAAAAGAAGUUGUCAAAGGAAUAUUUCUUCUCGAUUUCCAAAGUUGACAAUGCAAAUGGCAGAGACCUCAGCUUUGUCUUUCAAUGGCUUUUUGGCGGCAAUCAAUGCCCUGUAACUAACUGUCGUAAGGACUUCUUCUCUUAUAUUAAACACAGUCUCUUUGACAUAAUUUUCCAGGAAAGGGAAAAGCUUUGUACUGCUUGUUGACAUAAUAAUAAUCACCAGCGCAAGAAUCCUCAGACAUGAAGCAGAAGCAGAAGAAGAAGAAGAAGAAGAAGAAGAAGAACAGAUCCUUUAAUCCUUGUUCCGACAAAACCCAGGAAUCUCUCGCUGUCUCUUCAUCCUCCCCGAGAUUCCUCUCCCUUCUCCGUUCUAAGGUCGCUUCCUCUUUUUCUCUCCCCUUCGAUUCUUCUCCGACUCUCACUGUGUCAGACAAUGUUCCAAGUUCAAAUCCUGGGAAAUGUGACUUGGGUUUUGUCUUUCAAUGGUGCUUUGUCAAAUGUUGCGGCUUUCUGUUGGUAAAGAACUCAAGCUUUUUCUCAGAAACUUGACGAAGAGAAAGAACAGAGAAGGAACUCUUCAAGCUAGACUUGGGAGAUGCCCCAAGUGCCAGAAGACUCUCCAGGAACCAGAAGAUUCACCUGCCCAUAGAUGCAGUAGAUGUGAAACUGCCCUUCAAUCAAAACAUUCGAAAUCAGAAGGGAAAGUUGCCCGGAUCAGUGAUAUCUCUGUGUCAGAGGCUACUCUCCUUUCUGCUGAACAAUGUGAUUUCAGAGCAGAGGAUGAUCCUGAAGAUGACGGUUCUAAGGUAAGGAAAACACAACAUGUGUAUGAUCCACCUGCAUCAUCUUCUCGUACCAGAAGUUAUGAUUCAGAAGCUGCUUACGAGCAUGAGAAAUCCGAUUUUCGCAAAGAGUGGCUGAGAAGGGGCAAGUUCCCUGUCACCAGUGAUUCUGAUAUGCUCGUUCAUGGCAGAUCCUCUGCAUAUAGCAUACGAUACAAGAGUCUACCUCCUGUUCCCUUCUAUCCAGCGAGCUCUUCCCUGUCUUCUUCCAAGCAGAGAAAUUAUCAUCAACUGAAGCAUUUCAGGCAAUACGAAAGAGAGGGAUGGUCCGGAGAGACAUCUAGUACCUCAUCGAUCCAUUUCUCGGGGGAAACAACUGAUUCAAGGUACUACCAGCUGUUGUCUGGACAAUCACCAGUGCGCCAUUUUCGGCACCAAAGAUUCCCAGGUCAGAGUUUCUACGAUUAUAGCAGCUCUUUCAUGGCAAUUCCACUUCGUUCUGAGCGUCCUUAUCCAGUGUGGAGUUCCAAGACUGAGUCAUGUAGCCAGAAAGGUACUUGCAGUGACAUGAAUGGUGAUGUUAAGGAGAGGAUUCCAGUGGUUAAGCGUCAUGUUCUUCCUACAGCAGGUGGUGCCCCUUUUGUAACUUGUUACUAUUGCUCGGAACUUCUGCAACUGUCUCAGGUGUUUCUCCACUGCAAAAAGAAGAGAUACCUGGUGAGAUGUGGUUGCUGUUCAGGAGUGCUUAAGUUCUCUUCUAACGUUUUGGAUCCCUGCCCGAGUCAUCGUGAUGAUAGUGAUAGUAGUGAUCAUCUGGAAGAUCGGGGUUCAGCUUCAGUAGAUCACAAGGAAUGUUGUCCGGACAAGGGUCAUCUGUCAUACUCAGACAAAGAUUGUGAAGAUUCUGUCUGUAAAAGUAGAUUGAGUAAUGAUGGCGAGCUAGUCAGUCCGCUGAAAUCUUUGGCGAAAUCUCAGGAUGCAUAUUCGGAACACUCCCAUAAUAUGUAUGAGAAUCCAAAUGAAAGAAGUGAUACUAUUGAUGCAGGAAAGGUGUCCAUAGAUGGAUCAGGUGUUUCCAUGGAGGAUAUUGGAUACAAGAAUGAGAAAACGAAUGAAACAACAGAAGAAGAAGAAGCCAAGACAACUGAAGAUAGACCGGUAUCUGAUAUGGAAGCACCUGCAAAACUCGGUAUCAAGAAGAAGGUUAUAGCAUGGAGAAGCCUCAAGAACAAGAUGAAUAUGGAGGGGAAAGAACGUGGAGAGAUACCACGGGAGAUACACCCGGAUUGCAUCUGGAGGAAUAUGAAACUAACUACGAGAAUCCGGAAGGAAGAUUUAGCAAAGAAUACGAAUGGAACGAUGGUGCAGAGAGAGUUCCAACAUUUCGUUUAGAUGAGUCUGAACUGGGAAAACUG